Molecule: messenger RNA, 1371 nt
Organism: Stegastes partitus (bicolor damselfish)
Lineage: Eukaryota; Metazoa; Chordata; Actinopteri; Pomacentridae
Gene: zbtb25
Product: zinc finger and BTB domain containing 25
Exons: 2
Coding region: 1-1371 (456 amino acids)
Biological process (GO): regulation of transcription by RNA polymerase II
Cellular component (GO): nucleus
Molecular function (GO): DNA-binding transcription factor activity, RNA polymerase II-specific; protein binding
Source: RefSeq, a predicted model, not a curated record
AUGGAGGUGUCGUCUCACAGCCUCUUCCUGCUGCAGCAGCUCAACGUUCAGAGAGAGUUUGGCUUUCUUUGUGAUUGCACCGUCGCCAUUGGAAACGUCUACUUUAAAGCUCACCGAGCUGUGCUGGCCGCCUUCUCCAACUACUUCAAGAUGAUCUUCAUCCACCAGUCCAGUGAGUGUAUAAAGAUCCAACCUACAGACAUCCAGCCAGAUGUCUUCAGCUACCUGCUGCACAUCAUGUACACUGGCAUGUGUCCCAAACAGCCGGUGGACCAGAGCCGGCUGCAGGACGGCAUCAAGUUCCUUCACGCCUACCAGCUAUGCCGGAAACCCGGCGAGGGCGCUGCUGAUGCUGCCACUGAUGUGGUCCGCAUGUCCAACCUGUAUGGUAUCCAGAUCUCCUCCCAGCUGGCCAACAAGGAGGCAGGCGCAGUUCCCAAGACCACCUCAGUGUCCCGCGGGGCCCCCGAGGAUGGACGGUCUUCAGGCCGGGGGGGACGGUCCCACUCCCAGUUGUCCCUAGCUGUCGGGCUGGAAGGGGUCCCUUCAGACCAUCAGUCCUCAGCACUACGCAACGUCUGCUCCGUGGCAUCCGGAGAUGACUCGGACAUCUCGACUCGCAUCAAGCAGGAGCGGGUGGACGAGGAGGAGGACGGCGAGGGGGAGGAGGGUCCAGGGGUGGGGUCUCCAUCUCAGAGCAGCAGUCCCAGUCAGGGCCUCUUGUUCAAAGACCGGCCCCUGGUCCUGCUGUGUCCCCGCUGUGGAGAACGCUGCUCCUCGCCUGAAGGCCUGCGGGAGCAUCUGUUCAGCCACGCCCUCGACCCCACUCGCCUGAUGGAGGGACUUUCGCAGGGUGGCGAGCUGGACACCGGCGUGGAGGAGGGGCCGCCGGGGGCCCAGGAGCAGCUGGACGCAGGAUGCCUAGAGGAGGCGCUGAGGCAGAGCCAGGCGCUUGCCAACCAGCUGGCUGCUGAACUGAGGAGGAGCCGGGGCGGAGGUGGCGGGGGAGGAGGUGGGAGUAGCCCCACCCCCGCCGUCCUGCACUCACGCAAACGUAAGAUCGCCUGCGCCGUGUGCAGCCUGCGCUUCUCUCACAAAAGUCAGCUGCAGGAGCACAUGUACACCCACACCGGCAAGCCGUCUCGCUACCACCGCUACAACCGCCUCUGCAGCCAGCUCUUCCAGGCCUCCGCCCACUUCUGUGAGGGCGCCGCGGAGGCCGGGGGUGGGGUUGGGGGCGUGGCCUCGGCCGGCGCCCCCACUGCGCUAUCUGAGGAGGCCAACAGGGACACUCAGGACAACGGCAGCUCCUGCUACUCCCUGGACUCUGAGAUCUCCCAGGAGAGCGUGGAUGGCGUGCCGGUCGAGUGA